GGUUCUGACCAGUUCUGGAGAACUGGUAGCGGAAAUUUUGAGUAGUUCGGAGAACCGGCAAAUAUCACCUCUGGCUGGCCCCAGAGUGGGGUGGGAAUGGAGAUUUUGCAGUAUCCUUCGCCUGGAAGUAAAAAACUUCCCUCGAAGUAAAAAAAAAAGUAGUAAAAAAUUUGGAUUUCACCCGGGGGGGCGGAGCAUGACAUUGUGCCAAAGUAAAGGUCUUUUUAUGCUUAGACCUAUCAAGGUUAUUUAUGCCAUAGAGAAGGCAGAGUACCUGAUGGAUUUACUGUCAAUAAAGUUUAGGGUCCUAGCUAGAUUCGAUUGAUGCUCUGUCUUUGCCACAUGCUGUUUAAUAAGUACUUUGGCCUGAUCCUAGCCAAUACUGAGUAGAAGAUCUAGAGAGAAGUCAAGAAUGAGAUUUUAGUUGUCACAGCCUGUUUCUUUGGGGAUUGGAAAUCAUAGUAAUGGGUCAAAAAAGAAAUAAAAAAUAAGAAUAUAGUAAAAAAUAAAAAUAUGAAGAAAUGAUUUUCCUUUCAUCACAAAUAUAAACAACUUUAGUAAUUUAUCAUUUUUCUUAAAAUACCGUACAACAGAUGGUCUCUUCUUCCAAUAAACAAAUGCAUAAAACAUUUUAUUCCUGAUAUUAACAAAAGUCCAUUAAGAGUUACCAUAGAUAACAACAUAUCCAUUUUUAUCUUGAUCAAAUAACCUAACUUUAUAUUGCUUCCUUACACUUCUAGACAUUCUUGCUCUUUAGUUCCUUCAAAUAAUGUCAUGGAACUUGAUUUUACUUUUUCCAGGUUCAUCAUUUGUAUAUCUCUUUUAGUUAUUAAGAUCUCUACCAGUUUCUUUUGUAUGUUGAGUGUAGUAUCUUUUUCCAUGUAAUUUGUGUAGUCUUGUUAUUUUUAAAUCCACUUUCAACUCAAUCUCAAUCAGGGCAGAUUAUUCUUUUAUAACAUCUUUUAAACUCAGUACAUUUAUAAUGGCAUACACUCUUAAAAUUAAUUUCUGGGUCCAUUGUUCAAUAUGUCCAAUAUUGAAAUAUUUUGUUUUAUUAGUCAGAUUUGAGUCUUCUUUUCCUUUAAUUAUAAUCUUUAGUUACUUCUAGUUCCCUCUAGUGUCUAAUAUUUAAAGUCUUAUGUUUUUUUAAUGCAUUAAAAGCAAAAACAUUUUCCAGGGGAAAGGAUUCUUUAAAAUGAAUUCCAAAAUCUUAUUUCAAAGUUAUAUGGACCCUUAGUCUAUUUCUUUCUAAAAUCAAAGUUUUAAUCACCCCUUUGCUGUAUAGUCCAUAAAAUAAAGUCCUUAAACUUUCAUUUAAAACUUCUUUUGCUAAGGAUUGAAGAAAACUCAACUGGUGCUAUAAAACUUGUCAAUACAAAGCUUCUUAAUAGCUGAAAAGCAGUCAAGAAGCAAUUUCAAGAAAUAAUUAGAAAAAAAAGAAAGUGAAGCCAGUUUCUUAAAGAUGCCAACCAUGGGUUGAGCAAGAUGGAUAUUCCUUUGUCUCAGUCUUGAAUGGGUACAGACCUCUGUACCCAUUCAAGAUUGCUGUCUUGCAUUCUAUUCACAGGGAGCAACUGUCUGGAGUACUUGUGAAUGAUCUUCUGUCCUUUCCUUGUCCAGAAAGGAAUUGUGAAGGCCCAGUUUACUCACCAGCUCUUCAUUCCGCCAUGGUCAUUGGCUCUGCUUUUUAUGGAGUUCUCUUCAAUUUGCCAUUUCUUCCCUGGAAGUCUGAAAAGAAAUAUAUUAUUGAAGAUACCAGACUUGGAGAUUAAACUUGGAGAAUGUAUAGCAAUGGCAAAAUUAGCAGCACAACUGAAGGUUUAACAAAAUUUAAGAAUGACUUCCAUACCAGUGCAUAAUAUACAGCAAGGAAAAUAUAAGUGUCUAGAGCAAAAGAUUUGAAAUCAGAGAUACAUUUUUAACGUCUAUAAAUAUUGAACAACAGUCAGAGUAUGACAAAGAGGUUAUUGGAAACUAACAUUUAUCCUACAAUAUUGUAGUGGUUUUUUUAAUGUUCUUUAUGUUCUGGAUAUUUGGCACUUAUUUUGGCAAGUCAGAGAUUUAAAUUCUAUAUUGUUAAAAUAUUGUAUUUAAUGUACUUAAUUUAAUUUUGUAAGGUUAAUUUCUAAUUUCUGUAUAUACUUCAAUAUAUUGUAUUCCUCUACCAACUUUAAUAAUAGAAAAAAAAUUAAAUAAAAUAUAAAUAAAAUAUAAAAAAUUAAGCCAGAUUAUUCUCAGAUUCUGUUCUCAGAGCUGUUUCUAUGUCAGAGAAGCCGUAGUCAAGGAACAUGGACAAAUAAUUUCCUUAUACCCCAGUGCCUCAAACACCUGUUGUGCAACUUCAGUUCAUAUUUGCAGUCUUUAUUUGCAUUAACAAUAGAUUUUUAUGGCUCUGACCUAUAUUAUUGCCUGAAAUGACAUCAUCUAAAAGAGAGAUGAGGAAUAAGAAAUUUUCAGGACUGGAUGGAAUCAAACUCCCCUUUCCUAUAUUGUUAGAUUUUAAUUUCAAUAUUAUUGUACAAACUUGGAAGAUGAAAUGGACAGGAUAUGUUUUCCAAUGUGCAAAAACAAACAAACAAAAAAACCCCAUCAGUUCUCUCAUAGCUGGAGGCAGAUGGAAAAAUAAUUCCAGGUGAAUCCCUUACAAUCUAUUAUGAACUUAAAUUUACGCGAAGCAAAAUCAUUUCCCUACACAUAACUUUAUGUAAUGUUGUAGAAAUUAUUUCUUUGUGAUUUUUUUUUUCCAUGAAUGAGUAGAGUGUGAAGAACUAACAUGAUUAAAACUGGAUUUGAGCACUUACUGGCUUCCUGUGGCUAUUAAGUAAUAACAGUAACAGCUGUUGCUCUUCCCAUUAGUGGAGAAAGUAAAGAGCUUUUUUCUUUAAAGGAUGUUUGCGUGUCAGGCUACAGGAGAAAGCUGCUGUGUCUGAUGGAAUAUGGGUCCCCAGUCAGAGGGCAAGAUGAAAGCAUGGUCCUUUAUCAUUCUGUGGGCAUUUACAAUCCUGUACUUGGUUUCAUACACGGAUGCCUUUUCCCAUGGGGCCAGCCUUUCUGCCUGUUCUGAUAUGAGACCCAAACAUAUCCGAGCUCACCUUCAGAAUCCUCAGAAUAAUUACAUCACCAUCCACACCAACACUUCCUUUUCUCCAGGGGACAAGGUACCAGUUACAAUCAGGAGUUCACGUGAUUUUAUGGGCUUCAUGCUUCAAGCUCGCAGGGUUCUGAAUGACCAAAUAGCCGGCACAUUUGUAUACAUUCCCCCUGGCUCCAAACUGCUGACUUGUUUUGAAGAUGGUGACACUGUUACCCAUUCAGACAAAUCACUUAAGAGGAACUUGUCUUUUGUGUGGAAAGCACCAGAUCAGCCUAUAGGAGACAUCAGAUUCUUUUUAUCAGUUGUUCAGUCGUACUUUGUUUAUUGGGCAAAUCUUGAAUCGUCAACUGUUUCUCAACAAAUACAGAAUAAAACAAUUACUGAAAAUAAUGAUGUCUCCAGUACAAUUAAACCAGCUCUACUCCAAGAGCUUAUUGAUCUGAAAGGAACAUUCACUGUAGGAAAAAGAAAUUCUGCUCCUGAUGCCAUUGUAACUCCAUUUGCGAUGUUUAUACCCACCACCAGCCUGAUUCGAACUGAAGCAACCCUGGCUUUGGAUUCAACUUCCCAUGGAAAACAAGCCUCUGAUGUUGGCAUCACUAGAAAUGUUCUUUCUGGGUCCUUCGUAGACAGGGUCACUUCGCAUGACAUAAUGCUCAGUAAUGGAACAGAGAAAAAUGGUGGCUUCACUCUGGAAUCAUCCCUUCAGCUUCAGGAUCUGAAUUUCAGAAUGCAAGAUUAUUUUUCCAGUGCAAACAAUAGGACAGAAACUGCUUCAAGUAUUCCCAUGUCUCUUUCGUGUCUAACAUGUAAGAAAAGCAUCCAGGAGACUUUGAUGACACCUACUCCAGAUGUAACUAAGUCUGCACCUCCCAUUACAACUUCACCAUUGGUCAAGUUUUGGGACUCUCCAAUGCCAGAAGAUUUGGACAGAGAAGAGAAUAGAGAUGUUUACCGAAGUUUAUCGGCAGUUUCAAGACAGGAGAAAAACUUGAAAGAAGAACCAAUGACACAGAAAGUUCCACUAAAUUUUUUACCCCAGGCUGAAUUUCCCACAUCUGGGCAGGAGACAUACGAUCAGAAGGAGGUUCCUAGGAACACACCCUUAAAAGUAACAAGGAUAAAACCCCAAGCUGCUGUUUCUGGAGUGGGAAAAGAAAAGUCACACAAAGAGUCACGACUUGUAGCAGCUCAGCUUGGAGUUCUCCUUGGCUGCUCUGCUGUCCUUGGCAUGAUACUAGCUGUUGGCCUCCGCUGCAUCCAUUCCCAGUAUUGUCAUAAGCGGACUGAAGUGUCUUUUAGUGAGCCAGAUAAUAAUGUUAUCGCACUCCAAGAUAGUGGAGAGAUGAUGCACUUCAGGAAGAUACGAGAAAAUAGCUUUGUCCUGGUGCAGGCAGAGUACAACUGGGUCAGCCCUUCGAGCAGUGUUAAAAAAGCUGUUAUGUAGAGAGUCGGUUCAUUGUGAUAUUAUUGAUAUUGUUCUUUUAUAGGUGAAGUGUGUUUAUGUAUGAUAAAUAUUACUAAGAACAUAACAAUAUGACUAAUUGCAUAUAUUCAUUUAAGUGAAUACAAUCAAAACAUGCAUGCUUUAAUUAUAUUACAGCGGACUUUUAACUAUUUGAUAUGUGUUAUAAAAUGGAAAUGUUCUCAGUUUCAAAUGUCGCACAUUUUUUUGUUCGAAGUAUUACAGCCAGUGGUGGGAUUAAAGUAAUUUAACAACCGGUUCUCUGUCCUAAUGAUUUAUUCCAACAAACUGCUCAGAAAGUUAACAACUGGUUCUCCCGUAGUGGUGCGAACUGGUUGAAUCCCACCACUGAUUACAGCUAAUACCGCAUACUUAUUAAAAUUAAUUCUGCAGUCAUUGUUGUUUUGUUGAAGCAUUUGAAUGCUACGAGUAACAAGAACUGCAAUUAAACAUUGCCUCUUAGUUAGUCUUUACAAAAUAAAUAAAUAAAUAAAUAAAGUUUU
Ahaetulla prasina is the source of this 5062-nucleotide messenger RNA. RefSeq names its product reeler domain containing 1 (gene REELD1). Gene Ontology annotation, molecular function: oxidoreductase activity, acting on metal ions. Lineage: Eukaryota; Metazoa; Chordata; Lepidosauria; Squamata; Colubridae. The record is from RefSeq and is a predicted model, not a curated record. The transcript has 7 exons. Bases 2937 to 4541 code for a protein of 534 amino acids.